AUGCAACUGGAUGCCAAAUUAUCUGGGAAAGGCAAACGAAAUAAACAAACGAAAAAAGUUUUGUUGGAAGAAAAUGAAGAUUGUAGUGAUGAUGAACAACAAGAUGUAAUAUUAUGUGAGAAAGGCAAACAAAGGAAACAAAUAAACAAAGUUUUGUUGCAAGAAAAUAUAGAUAGUAGUGAUGAUGAACACCACAGUUUAUUUUCAAAAGAUUUUAGCUCUGACGAUGAUAUUGAGUGGGCAAAGUCACCAUCCCCUCCUAUUGAAGAAGAAAUUCACCGAGAACCAAAAUCAGAAGACUUUGUUCUAAUAAAGUUUCCCAUUAAAAGAACGACCGAUAAUAUUUAUUAUGUGGCUAAGAUUUUGAAGGUCUUUGAUCUAGAGGUUAAAAUUAGUUGCCUACGAAAGUGCGCCAAAAACGAUAAAAUAUUUUAUUUUCCCAACGUGGAAGAUAUUUCUAUUCCUUUUAAAGAGCAAAUAGAUUUUGUUUUGCCAAAUCCAGAGAAUUUGCAACGUCUAACAAAAAGAAAAAAGUCUCUAGUUUUAUUUUCGAUAUCAUUAGAUCAGUAUAACGUUCGUUAA
Messenger RNA from Psylliodes chrysocephalus, 582 nucleotides. The record is from the annotation of a GenBank genome assembly. Lineage: Eukaryota; Metazoa; Arthropoda; Insecta; Coleoptera; Chrysomelidae.